AUGGCCGGCGCCAAGGCAUUGCUCCUCCUCCUCCUCUGCGCGGCAGCGACGACGCUGCUGACCCCACCUCCUGCGGCGGCGGCGGACGACGGGCUGACCAAGAUCAAGCUGUACUGGCACGACGUGCUGGCGGGGAAGAGCCCGACGGCGAUCCGGAUCGCGCAGGCGGCGUCCAGCAACAGCUCCUCCACCUUCUUCGGCGCGGUGGUGGCCAUUGACGACCCGCUCACCACCACCCCCGCCGUCACGGGCUCCGCCAAGUCCAAGGACGAGGUGGGCCGCGCGCAGGGCACCUACACCUUCGCCGACCAGACCACCUUCGGCCUCCUCAUGAACAUGAACUUCGUCUUCACCGCUGGCGACUACAAGGGCAGCAGCCUCUCCAUCUACGGCCGGAACGAGGUGCUCUCCGCCGUCAGGGAGAUGGGCAUCGUCGGGGGCGCCGGCAAGUUCCGCAUGGCGCGCGGGUACGUUGAGGCCCGUACCAUGGACUCCGGCAACUCCGGCGAGACCGUCGUCGAGUACACCGUCUACGUCAAGACAGCCGCUUCGGCGUAGCUAGCGGAGAUGGAUUAGGUAGUAGUGUCCACUGAUGUGUCCUGUCCAUGUCCAUGUAUGCUGGGAAAAGGAUUGUAGCUUUGCUUGGAAUUA
Lolium rigidum is the source of this 651-nucleotide messenger RNA. RefSeq names its product dirigent protein 21-like. The coding region runs from base 1 to 558 and encodes 185 amino acids. The record is from RefSeq and is a predicted model, not a curated record. NCBI's taxonomy places the organism in Eukaryota, Viridiplantae, Streptophyta, Magnoliopsida, Poales, Poaceae. The transcript has a single exon.